Messenger RNA from Branchiostoma floridae (Florida lancelet), 2643 nucleotides. Its product is annotated as centrosome and spindle pole associated protein 1-like. The record is from RefSeq and is a predicted model, not a curated record. The transcript is spliced from 14 exons. Lineage: Eukaryota; Metazoa; Chordata; Leptocardii; Amphioxiformes; Branchiostomatidae. Gene Ontology annotation, cellular component: spindle pole; centrosome; microtubule. Gene Ontology annotation, biological process: positive regulation of cytokinesis. Bases 1 to 1374 code for a protein of 457 amino acids.
AUGGAACAGGCUUUUCUCGAGGAUGUUUUAGAUGGUUCUAGCCUAGUCAUAAAGAACUGUCUGUUUCCGACUCUAAGGAAGAAUGAAGAAGAAAGCCACCAGCCACCACCAUACUCCUACAGGGAGAGACCACCCCCCUCCCCACCUGUACCUGCUGUCAGAACCAGGGAGAGAGCACCAGCUUACCAAGGACCAGCAAAGGAGCUUCUGUCCCCAAAACCUCAGACACCUGCCUACCUGGAACAAGUCCGUGAGCUCAUUAUUCCCCCAGCCAUUUUCGACAAUGAUACCGGUUCUGAAUUUGGAACUGUGACUCCGUCAGUCCAUUCCAGCGACUCCUCUGGUAUAAAAGGGAGACUGGAUAAUGGAAGAAGUCGUGUUGUGGAUGGAAACCCUGAUGAUGUGAUUGACCAGCUAUCUGCCAUGCGAGCCCAGCUGCAGAGUGAACAGAGGAGGGUGCAGAGUCAACUGGACCAUGCUAAGUGGUUACUGUGGCUCAUGGCUUCAAAGUUUGACAGCGUGCCAGUACCCAAACCACAGCCACAGCCGCGCCGAGAGCUUACAGGAGUGGAUAUCUUUGACAUGGCGCGGAACAGAAGCCGUGUUGCUGUCCGUAGGCCGGUCCAUACAGCAGACACCACCGCUGAUCCCAGGAACUUGGAAGACUUCAACGAUCUCAAGCACAGAAAAAACACGGUAUCCCGACAGGAGUUUCGAUCUCGGUACCCUGACGACCCCUACACAAGUCGCGCCCUGGAAGCACAACAGCAUGCCAUGUUACAGCAACAAGAGGAGAAGCUGGGUAAACUCAGACAGGGUGGACUAGCGAGUGAGAUGCCCAACAUGAAUCCCCGUGACUUGGGCCUGCAGAGGGGGGAUGAUCUGAGCAGGAAGUCUUUACUGGAGUCUGAGAGUGCCUUCAUAGAUACCAAUGGAAUCCAAUCAAACUCAGAUCUGAAUGGAGAGGCCACCUUCCCGCCUGACAUGAUAGAUGAACGGAAGGGUCCAACUGCCAGGGAGAGGAGGAGGCAACAGCGCAAGUCACCCUCUCCUCAUCUGCUUGAGAAGGAUGAGCUGAGUUUGGGAGGAGACUCCUACCUGGAGCCCCAGCCAGGCCCAUCAGGCACCCAGCCUGGGAACUUUGGCUCCCUAACCAGCCUGGAUGUGGACAGGGUGGCAGCCAAGAAUGAGGAAAGACUGAGGAGGCUGAAGACCUUACAAGGUGAUGACCAGUCCAUUGGGGACCCAGAUGACAUCCUGCAGAGGUUUAUGAACCAACAGAAGCACAACCGGCCAUCCUCCACCACCACACUGGACACAGAAGCCUGGCUCAGGCCAGGAACUGGCAAUACAUCACUACUGUCCAAAACAUAGCAGCACAUUCAGAUCAGUGGAUACUGAGGCCUGGCUCAGGCCAGGCAGCAACAAUAUAUUAUAACUAUCCAAAAACGUGGCGGCACAAUUUAGGAACACAAAAGUCUAGGUCAGGCAAGGGUCUUGCAACACAUUUGUUAAUGUCCAAACAAAUCGAUUUCCACGUCAAUGCACACAAAAUCUGUAACAUGCCACUGUUAACUUCUCCAAGACUUUGCACCACCUUGAGCACAGAGACUGGCCCCAAACUCAGCAAAGUUGAUGACAUGUUCUUGUGCCUCACUAUUGUUCAGACCAUCACACAACACACAUGCACUGAUGUCAUGUAUAUAUGAUCAAUGGAAUGCCCACCUACAUAGUUGUAAUGAACAAGUGCUUCUUAUUGUACAGAGAAUGUUAAUGUGCUUACUAUGUACAUAGAUAUACAAAGUGAUUGUUCUUGCAUUGAUAUUGUGUGUUGAAUUACUUUCACUGUACUGAUAUUUAACAUGUACUGUACAUCUGUGUCACACUCGUGUGUCUCUUUGAUACUGGUACUAGGUGUAGUAUAAGUAUCAUCACAGGAAAUCAGUUUUAUAAGCUGAUUUAGCAAAGUGUAAACUGUUGCUUUUGUAAGGGACACCAGUGAUCAGGUGGAGUUAGAAGUGUAGUGCAAGAUAUUGUCUCAUUCAGUAGUUGAAACAAUCUUCAUUUAUUUAGUCAAUGAGACAUCAGCUGGAAACUUGGCAACAGUUCCUGAAUGUAUUUAGAAUAAAAGACUGUCACGGUCCUUUGUAUGAUUAUGCUGUAAUUGUAUGACAAAGAAAUGUGAAAUUAUGUUCCUAGUGUUCAGAGAUUAUAUUAUAAAUCAAAAGCCAUAUUUAGUGUUGUGAUUAAUGCUGUUUACUUUGUUUUUGUACAUCUGCUAUCAAGAAUUGAACACCUGCAGUGAAGUGUACCCGGUUAUUUUGGGAUAUUGACACCGUGAUGAUAGACUAUUAACAUUUGUGUUGAAGUGUAACUACAUGGUGUGGUGUUCGUGUUGUAGCAUAAAAUAUUAUAUGUACAUAGGGAGACAUGUAUAUAUUUCACCUACUUCUCUGUAAUCCACUGAUAAGAAAUGGGGACCAAUUGAAGUUUAAUGUACCACAGUGUGGCAGCUAUGGUACUCUGUUUAAUAGCCAGUGGUACCCUGCAGUCAAAUGGUCCACACAAUAUCUGUAGUUGUACCAAUUGCUGCAUAUCCUGUAAAUUAUAUUGCUAUGGAUGUUUUAUUGUAAUGCUCAGAAA